This is a messenger RNA of Archocentrus centrarchus (flier cichlid), 3066 nucleotides long. RefSeq names its product telomere repeat binding bouquet formation protein 1 (gene terb1). The transcript is spliced from 21 exons. The record is from RefSeq and is a predicted model, not a curated record. The coding region runs from base 165 to 2603 and encodes 812 amino acids. Gene Ontology annotation, biological process: homologous chromosome pairing at meiosis; meiotic attachment of telomere to nuclear envelope. NCBI's taxonomy places the organism in Eukaryota, Metazoa, Chordata, Actinopteri, Cichliformes, Cichlidae. Gene Ontology annotation, molecular function: protein binding.
CCUCCCUUAAUCGCCGCAGUAGAACACUAAACUUUUGGCCGAAGCAGAAAUGUCCUUGCAGUUUGCUUUAUGCAAACAACAUUUUUUCUCAACAGUAUUUCGAGGAUCUUCUAUAAAUUAGUCGUACAUCCUUUGUAGUACCAGCGCCAGGCCUCCCCGUUUGUAUGGUAACGUGGAAUGUCAAAAUUUGGACGUCUUAUUACUUAAAUAUUGACAUGGAUAAGACCGUUUGCAGCAAUCGCCACAACUCCAUCAAGACAGAUCUCAGUUUGCUGCUCGAGUGUCUCAAGUUUCAGAUGAAAUGUCCCGAUUUACAGAAACAAGCUCUUCUUACCAUUCACUCAGUCUGCGAAAGAAGAGAGGAUAAUGUGGACCUACUAAGAGAAAUGGGAGGUGUGGCAUUUGUGUAUAACCUCUCCAAAUCCAGCAUUGUUCAUCCAGAUGUUAAGGAGACUGCACUCUUUACACUUGGCACACUGGCAGAGGCUAAUGUGUAUUGCAAGAAUUCUCUGUGCAAAAAGGAGACAUUUGCAUACCUUGCUGGUUGGCUCAGGCAAGAGGACAUGCCGCUGACGCAGAAGAGAGUCUCUGUCUAUUUACUGUUUGUGCUGGUAGCCAACAACAAAUCAGGACAGACAUUAGCCCAGACCAGUGGCUGCCUGGACAUUCUACUGAAUCUCUUCAGGGCCACUUUUCCCAUCUCCAAAGAGAAUAAUUUAAGAGCAUCUAAUGCAAACCAAACUUACCAGCUUUGGGCAUCUGUGUCUAGUGCUCUUUGUGGAUGUGUCAACAAUCCUCAGAAUGAGGAGGGUCAGCGUAUUUGUGUGGUGGCCUUUCCCAUGAUAAAAAUCUGGCUUCAGCAGCUUGCUUUUAACCAGACUGAAAUUUUUCAGCCAGUAUGCACGUUUAUAGCAAUGACAGUGGCCAACAAUUCCUGUGUCCAGGAGAGUUUUUCUGCCUCAGGGUGUUUGGAAGCUCUCACUCUUACUCUGGUUCGUCUAACUUCUGCUGCAGAGGGGAGCUUCUUGUCUUGCCAGCUUUCUGUCAUUAUAUCCAAGACUCUGUCAGCUUGCAUCACUGAUAACUCUGCUCUAGCAUCAGGUCUGACUCAGUAUGGCAUGGUGUCCCGCCUUUUCUCUUUGCUGGGUAGUCAGUACCUGGGCCCAGAAGACAGGCUCCCUGUUUUACUGUGCCUUGGUUGCUGCACGGAGGCCUCUGAGGAGCACCAGUCCCAGCUGGUGCAGUGUGGAGGGCUGCCCAUCAUCAUAACUUUACUCACGGAGGAUUCGAGUGAGGAGGUUAGGAAGGCUGCUGCAUUCAUAUUGCAGACUUGCAAAAAGGCCACCAUGUACUUAAGAGUGAGUGAUCUGAUAGCAAGAGAGGUUGAAAAUGUGGAACCCCUUAAAAACAUGGAAGGGUUCAGGAGUUCAGCCAGAGAAAUUCUGCACAGGAUUAACCUGCUAGAGAAGAGAAAGGAGGUUGAGGACGAACAGGAAGACACAAAUCCAUCAAAUUCAAAUGAGGAGCAAGACAAACAAGCUCUGCCAGCUUUAAAGCUACUGCUGCACAGAGAGGAGGCUGCUAAAAUUCUCCCCACACACAAGUGUGUUCAAGCAUUUGGUGAGAACAGCCUUACAGGUAAAAUCAUCAGAAACAUAACUGAGACUGAGAAUAAUGGUGAAAAGAAGGAACCGACCUCCAGGAAAAAUUUUCACAAAGAGAAUACCAAAACCAGCGGAGGUGGUGUGCUGUGUUCAUUGUGCGAGGGUACGGGAGCCCUCAGGUCUACUCAUGUACCGCCACUAGAGGGAACUAGCAAGCAACAUGAAGCAAACAGUCAGCUAUUUAAGCCCCCAGUUCCAAUGAAUCGCACAAAACCAAGAGACAAUAAAUGUAUUGAAGAGUUAGAGAGCAGUGAAAUGAAGAAGUCGAUCAAAAUCCCAGCUGAGGAACAUUCGGUCUCUUACAGUCGGUGUGCAGCUUGUGUGUUACCUUUUGAGGAAGUGACCAGUCGAACGUUUGAGUCUCUCCAAAGCUCUUGCCAGCAAAGCUGUGACAUGCACAAGGUUCUGCGAGAGGCCACAGAGCGCUUCAGAAUGCGCCGCUGCAGCCUUGUGUUUGGGAAGGAGCACCAGGAAGCCACUGAGGCUGAGAGAUAUUCAGCAGCAGAGUCACAAAGAAGCUGCAAAAAUUGGACUGGCCUUCCUGAAGGUGAAGGAACAGGAAGUGGUAAGAACAAUCUGCCAGAACACAAAUGGAAGAAGUACAAUGGCUUUACUUUGACUCCGCUGCAAAGAACAGCUAAAAGGACGACAUUCACCUCUCGUAACAGGACUGAUACAGAGAUGGGAAGAAGGAAUGGUGGACACGAUGAUCAGCUGAAGAUUGGCAUAGAUCACUUUCCCACUAGAAGAAAGAGAAGGGACUUCAGUCGGGAGGAGGUGCGUUACCUACUGUCUGGAGUAAAAAAAUAUGGCUUCUCCUGGAACUUAAUCUUGUGGUCAUAUCCUUUUCAGCCUGGACGCACCAAUGUCAACUUGGCCAAGAAAUACAGGCAGCUAAUGAAACAUAAAGCCCAGGGUACCUGCUGUGUACAUUCUUGAUCCUUGUGCAGCCUAUUAAAGCCCUCUGUAGAUCAUCUGACUGGAUUUAUCAACAAGGCCUUCAUUCACACUUUUUUUUUUUUUUUAAUUAAAUGAUCUACAGCAGUAUAUAAUCCUUAUAGUUUAUACUCUGUGUAUAUUUAGUGCUUUGUGGUUGCACGGAAAUAUUUUCUCAAACCUGUUUAACAAUUUCACUGUCAGUGUCUUUUUUCAAAUAACUAUUUGAAAUGAAAAUUUAUCUGCAGAUGCUAUUUGAUUAUUUGUUCAUGCUUUAUGUUCAUCUGGGAGGUUCUUUGAGGAUGAAUUGUGCCAUAUUGAAAUAGAAAUAUUGAAAUAACUGUCUCUCAGAACAAUUGGCCAUAGGACAGUAUGUUCCGGUAGUGAACGUAAGCAAAGUUUUCAACAUGUUUAUAAAUUCUGUGUCAGUUGUUUUUAGUUCAGGUCAGAUUUACUGUAUGCCAGU